AUGUACGGGACUGGAAUCGUUACCGGAGUUUCGACUCCUCAUACCGCCUCGUCUCUCCGACCCCUCGUUCUCUCACACGGCUCUCUGGAGCAUACUCUCCUUAUCCCCACCAGCUCCCACUUCCACGCCACACAGCUACGGGACCAUUUCAAUGCUACACUACCAGUUGCUACAGAGGAAUUGGCACAGGACGACGAACCUUCGUCCGUUCCGGAGCUUGUAGCUCGCUUCUUGGGCUAUGUCGCGACCCAGGUCAACGAGGGUGAAGACGACGAGCAGGGGUCUUACGAAGACGUCCUGAGACUCGUUCUCUCCGAAUUCGAAAGCCGCUUCCUACGAGGCAAUGAAGUCCAUGCCAUAGCUUCUACUUUACCUGGAAUCCCAUCAAAACACCAGGUCACCAUCAGAUCUUACUAUGCUGCCAGGCUGGCUGCAAACCGUCCCAUCAAAACCCAUGCAUCUGCUCUCCUACGAGCUGCUGAGUCUGGAAAUGCCAAACUAUUUGCGGUUUUCGGUGGACAGGGAAACAUUGAAGAAUACUUUGACGAAUUACGCGAGAUCUGGACCACGUACAAUGGCCUGAUUGAGGAUUUCAUCUCCAGAACCGCAUCUCUCCUGCUAAAACUGUCAAGCGACCCCAGAGCUGGCAAGGUUUAUAGCAAGGGUAUUGAUAUCAUGAGAUGGCUGCAGAACCCUGACGUUACACCAGAUCUCACCUACUUGGUUUCUGCGCCGGUAUCUUUCCCAUUGAUCGGUCUCAUCCAGCUAUGCCACUAUGCCGUCGCUUGCAAAAUCCUCGGUCUGGAACCGGGCCAGGUCAGAAGCCUCAUCAAGGGUACCACGGGUCACUCGCAGGGUAUAGUAACCGCUGCAGCUAUCGCCCUGGCAUCCUCGUGGGAAUCAUUCGAAAAGGUCGCCAAAGACACAAUCGAAUUGCUUUUCUGGAUCGGAUGUCGUUCUCAGCAGACUUACCCGGUCACGGCUCUCGCCCCCUCCACUUUCCAGGACUCGAUAGCUCAGGGAGAGGGUUCACCCACCCCCAUGUUGUCCGUGAGAGACAUGCCAAAGUCGGCGGUACAGACUUAUGUCGAUAAGACGAACCAGCACUUGCCUGCCGACAGGCACAUCCACAUUUCCUUGGUCAACGGCGCCAGAAAUGUCGUCGUGACCGGCCCACCUCAGUCGCUUUACGGUCUCAACUUGACUCUCCGCAAGGUUAAGGCUCCAACCGGUCUCGACCAGUCCAAGAUUCCCUUCACCCAGCGUAAAUCUCGCUUCGUCAACCGAUUCCUUCCGAUUUCUGCCCCCUUCCACUCGCCAUACCUCCAACCGGCUGCCGCUACCAUCGAAGCCGAUGUCAAGCACAUCGUUUUCUCGAGGGGUGAUUUCGGAAUCCCAGUUUACGAAACCCACGAGGGCAAGGACCUAAGGACUGCCGAGGGGAGCGACAAUGUCGUACCCGAGCUCAUUCGCAUGAUUACCCAUUACCAGGUUCAAUGGGAGAAGGCGACCCAAUUCCAAGGCGCCACCCAUAUCCUCGAUCUCGGUCCCGGUGGUAUUUCCGGUAUCGGUGCUCUUACCCACCGAAACAAGGACGGUACAGGUGUCAGGGUUAUUCUCGCUGGGACCAUCGAAGGGUCCAACGUCGAAUUGGGCUUCAAGCCAGAGCUUUUCGAUAGAGACGAUGCUCAUGCUGUGAAGUACAACGUUGACUGGGUCCGAGAACACGGCCCCAAGCUUAUCAAGACAAAGACCGGUGAGACCUACGUUGAUACGAAGUUCAGUCGUCUUUUGGGUAUGCCACCGAUUGUCGUUGCUGGUAUGACACCAGCCACGGUUCCUUGGGACUUUGUCGCUGCGACUAUGAAUGCUGGAUACCAUAUUGAGCUUGGUGGUGGUGGCUACUAUAGUGCCAAGGGUAUGACGGAGGCGCUUCGAAAAGUGGAGGCCGGGACGACGCCUGGUGCAGGUAUCACUAUUAACUGUAUCUACGUCAAUCCUCGGGCUAUGGCAUGGCAGAUUCCAUUGAUCCAGAGUCUCCGCGCCGAGGGUGUUCCGAUCAAUGGUCUAACCAUUGGAGCCGGUGUUCCAUCCCUAGAAGUCGCCAAUGAGUACAUCGAGACAUUGGGAUUGAAGCACAUCGCUUUCAAACCUGGCUCCCUUGACAGCAUCCAGCAGGUUAUCAACAUUGCCCAGGCAAACCCCAAUUUCCCAGUCAUUUUGCAAUGGACCGGUGGCCGUGGUGGUGGCCAUCACAGCUACGAAGAUUUCCACCAGCCAAUCCUCGCUAUGUAUGGUAGAAUCAGAAGAUGCUCAAAUAUCAUCUUGAUUGCCGGUUCCGGGUUCGGUGGUAGCGAAGACACUUACCCAUACUUGACCGGUAAGUGGGCUGAGAAAUACGCAUACCCACCAAUGCCAUUCGAUGGUAUUCUCUUUGGUAGCAGAUUGAUGGUUGCGAGGGAAGCACAUACCAGCAAGAACGCCAAGAAAGCGAUUUGUGAUGCUCCUGGAUUGGAAGACCAGGACUGGGAAAAGACUUACAAGGGAGCAGCCGGAGGUGUUAUUACUGUCAAAUCAGAGAUGGGUGAGCCGAUUCACAAGCUUGCGACCCGUGGUGUUCUCUUCUGGCACGAGAUGGACCAGACCAUCUUCAACCUUGACAAGGCCAAGAGAAUCCCUGAACUCAAAAAACGACGUGACCACAUUAUUAAGAAGCUCAAUGCCGAUUUCCAGAAGACAUGGUUCGGCCGUAACGCCGCUGGCGAAGCCGUUGACCUUGAAGACAUGACCUAUGCUGAGGUCAUUAACCGUAUGGUCGAGCUCAUGUACGUCAAGCACGAGAGUCGAUGGAUCGAUAAGUCUCUUAAGAGCCUUACCGGAGACUUCAUUCGCCGCGUGGAAGAACGUUUCACCACCGGUGAGGGCAAUCCAUCGCUUCUCCAGAACUACGCCGACCUUGAUGACCCAUUCCCUACCGCCGUCAGAAUAAUUGAAGCCUACCCUGAAGCGAAGACCCAGUUGAUCAAUGCCCAGGAUAUGCAACAUUUCCUCAUGCUCUGCCAGCGUCGUGGACAGAAGCCAGUCCCCUUCGUCCCCGCUUUGGAUGAGAACUUUGAGUUCUGGUUCAAGAAGGAUUCUCUUUGGCAGUCUGAGGACCUGGAAGCUGUCGUAGACCAGGACGUUGGCAGAACAUGUAUCUUGCAGGGCCCAAUGUCUGUUCGAUUCUCAACCACUGCUGACGAACCUGUCAAGGACAUCCUGGAUGGCGUUCACAAUGGACACAUCAAAUCAUUGAUCGCGGACUUGUACGAUGGCAAGGAAGCGUCCAUUCCUGUUGUUGAGUACUUUGGUGGAAAAGCUAUUGAAGAAGUUGACGAGCCCGAUGUUGACGGCCUGACCAUCAUCAAGGAUGGUAACAAGCUUGUCUAUAGGCUCUCUACCUCCCCCUCCUCUCUCCCAGAUACCGAUAAUUGGUUGCGUCUCCUUGCCGGAGACUCUCACAGCUGGCGCCAUGCACUCUUUACCACAGAUGUUUUGGUUCAAGGCAGCAAAUAUCAAGAUAACCCGAUCAAACGUAUCUUCGCCCCUGCUGCUGGCUCUCUGAUCCACAUUGUCAACCCUGAUGACCCUGAAAACACCGUCAUCACUCUUCAAGAGGCUAGCCAAGGGCAAUGGACCAAGACAAUUGAAGCCAAGAAAGAGGGUAACAUCGUCAAGCUCGAACUUAUCGAACAUCGUACUGCGGAUGGAAAAUCAUGCGUCAUGUCCCUUCUCUUCCAAUACCACCCAGAGUCCGGGUAUGCCCCUCUUCGCGAAGUCAUGGAGGGACGAAACGAUCGCAUUAAAGAUUUCUACUACAAACUGUGGUUCGGCUCGGAUGAGAAGUUUGACUCGUCUACUUCCGUUGAAGACGUCUUCGAUGGUGGUGAGGCUAGCGUGACUGGCCAAGCUAUCGCUGAGUUUGUUGACGCUGUAGGCAACCGUGGUGAAGCCUUCGUCGAGCGUUCUGGUUCUGAGAAGCAGAUCUCCGCGCCAAUGGACUUUGCCAUCGUCGUUGGCUGGAAGGCUAUCAUCAAGGCCAUCUUCCCUAAAGCCAUUGAUGGGGACUUGCUCAAACUUGUCCACUUGUCCAAUGGCUUCAGGAUGCUCCCAGGUGCUGAACCCCUCCAGAAGGGAGAUACCGUUACAACCACUGCCCAGAUCAAUGCUGUUAUGAACCAAGACUCUGGCAAGAUGGUCGAAGUCACCGGUACUAUCUCUCGCGAAGGAAAGCCGGUCAUGGAGGUCACCAGCCAGUUCUUAUACCGAGGUGUCUACAAUGAUUUCGAGAAUACGUUCCAGCGGAAACAGGAGACUCCAAUGCAAGUUUAUCUCGCCACUACCAAGGAUGUUGCGGUUUUGAGAUCCAAGGAAUGGUUCUGUCUCGAUGACCAAGACGUUGAUCUCCUCAAUAAGAAUCUUACGUUCCGUCUCUCUACACUUCUCCGUUACAAGGACAAGGAGACCUUCAGCAGUGUUCGCACUCUCGGCCAAGUUCUAUAUGAGCUCCCAACUAAGGAAAUUAUCACAGUUGCCACCGUCGAGUACGAAGCUGGUACCUCACAUGGCAACCCAGUUAUCGACUACCUCCAACGUAACGGAACCUCCAUCGAGCAACCAGUCUUGUUUGAGAACGCUAUUCCGUUACAUUCCAAGACUCCUUUGGAGAUCCGUGCACCAGCAUCAAACGAGGCCUACGCCAGAGUUUCGGGUGAUUACAAUCCUAUCCACGUCUCGAGGACAUUCUCGAACUAUGCCAACUUGAAGGGAACAAUCACACAUGGAAUGUACAGCAGCGCGGCUGUCAGGGCAUUCGUUGAGACAUGGGCGGCUGAGAACAACAUUGGUCGUGUCAGGAGCUACACGGUCAACUUCGUAGGAAUGGUGUUGCCUAAUGACGACAUUUCGAUCAGUUUGAAGCACUCGGGUAUGGUUGGAGGUAGGAAAAUUAUCAGCGUGGAGGUUAUCAAUAAGGAAACAGAAGAUAAGGUUUUGAUCGGUGAGGCGGAGGUCGAGCAGCCGGUCUCAGCGUACGUUUUCACUGGUCAAGGUUCGCAGGAGCAGGGUAUGGGUAUGGAGCUCUACGAUAGCUCUCCAGUAGCUAGAGAGGUUUGGAAUAGGGCUGAUAAACACUUUAUGGACAACUAUGGUUUCUCGAUCGUUGAUAUUGUCCGACAUAACCCUAAGGAACUCACUGUUCACUUCGGAGGACCUAUCGGAAAGGCAAUUCGUCAAAACUAUAUGGCUAUGACAUUCGAGACGGUCAAUGCCGAUGGUAGCACCAAGUCGGAGAGAAUGUUCAAGGAAAUUGAUGAGAACACAGCUUCUUACACUUACCGUUCGCCGACUGGGCUGCUUUCGGCUACUCAGUUCACACAGCCAGCUCUUACAUUGAUGGAGAAGGCUAGCUUUGAGGAUAUGAGGAGCCGAGGUCUUGUUCAGCGUGACAGCAUGUUUGCAGGUCACUCCCUCGGAGAGUACUCCGCUCUUGCUGCAUUGGCUGAGGUCAUGCCGAUUGAGUCAUUGGUUUCCGUCGUGUUCUACCGUGGGUUGACCAUGCAAGUUGCUGUCGAACGUGACGAGCAAGGACGAUCCAACUACAGCAUGUGCGCUGUCAACCCAUCCCGUGUGUCCAGGAACUUCAGUGAGCAAGCGCUGCAGUUUGUUGUGGACAACAUUUCAACCGAGACGGGUUGGUUGUUGGAAAUUGUCAACUUGAACGUUUACAACCAGCAGUACGUUUGUGCUGGAGACCUUCGUGCAUUGGAUACUCUUACAUCGGUGUUGAACUUCUUGAAGCACCAGAAUAUCGAUAUCCAGAGCUUGAUGCAAAAGUUAUCUCUGGAUGAUGUCAAGGAGAAACUACUUGAGAUUGUGCGAGAGUGCAAGAAGCAGACUGAGUCCAAGCCACGACCACUAGAGUUGCAGCGCGGGUUGGCGACUAUCCCACUGCGAGGAAUCGAUGUCCCCUUCCAUUCUACUUUCCUGAGAAGCGGGGUUAAGCCCUUCCGCAACUUUUUGAUGAAGAAGAUUAACAAGAGUUCGAUCGAUCCAAGCAAGUUGAUUGGGAAGUAUAUUCCUAAUGUAACAGCUAGACCAUUCGCGAUUACAAAGGAAUACUUUGAGGAUGUAUAUAGGUUGACGAAUAGUCCGAGAAUUGGGAAUGUUCUGGCGAAUUGGGAGAAGUAUGCUGGGGAGGAUGGGACCGUCAAUGGUAUUCCUGAGGUUGUUACUGCCUAG
Orbilia oligospora ATCC 24927 is the source of this 6279-nucleotide messenger RNA. RefSeq lists its product as uncharacterized. The record is from RefSeq and is a predicted model, not a curated record. The transcript has 3 exons. Gene Ontology annotation, molecular function: [acyl-carrier-protein] S-malonyltransferase activity; enoyl-[acyl-carrier-protein] reductase (NADH) activity; fatty acid synthase activity. The coding region runs from base 1 to 6279 and encodes 2092 amino acids. Lineage: Eukaryota; Fungi; Ascomycota; Orbiliomycetes; Orbiliales; Orbiliaceae. Gene Ontology annotation, cellular component: fatty acid synthase complex. Gene Ontology annotation, biological process: long-chain fatty acid biosynthetic process.